Messenger RNA from Prunus armeniaca (apricot), 777 nucleotides. Lineage: Eukaryota; Viridiplantae; Streptophyta; Magnoliopsida; Rosales; Rosaceae. The record is from the annotation of a GenBank genome assembly.
AUGGCGAUCUUUCUGAGACGCGCACUCUCAUUCCGAAACGUCCUUCUCCUUCGAAGCUCUGCGAUUGUCGGUCGUGAGCUCUUCCAGUGCAAAUCCGAGGCACCGCAGAGAAUUCUGUCUCAUUCCGCUCUUGAAUUCGUCAAAGAAAGUCGCAGAGGCUUUGCCAAAGGCCGCAAUAAAUCAAAAGAUGACUCGGCUGCGGGCACAAUUGAAGUUUUGCCAAAUAUGGGGCCAACCAUUAAGGCAAACACGACGUCGCAAAUGGAGGCGGCAAUUACAGCAUUGUCAGCAGAAUUAAGCAAACUACGAACUGGAAGAGCAUCUCCGGGAAUGCUUGACCACAUUAUUGUGGAAACCGGUGGCGUCAAGCUGCCCCUGAGUCAGAUAGCCGUUGUUUCAGUCCUGGAUUCGAAAACAUUAUCAAUAAACCCUUUUGAUCCAAAUGCCUUACAGAAGUUGGAGACUGCCAUUGUUGAAUCUGCCUUGGGGUUAAAUCCUAAAGUGGAUGGGGAUCGAUUGAUUGCAGCUAUUCCUCCAUUGACCAAAGAGCAUGUUCAGGCUGUAUGUAAAGUGGUUACCAAGUCCUGUGAAGAUGGCAGACUAAGUAUAAGAAGAGCUCGCCAAAAGGCAAUGGAUACAAUAAAAAAGUUGUAUUCAAGAUACCCAAAGGACGACUUAAAAAGAUUGGAGAAAGAGGUUGAGGAGUUGACUAAAAAGUUUGUGAAGACAGCAGAGGACUUGUGCAAGGCAAAGGAGAAGGAGAUCAGUGCGGGCUAA